AUGUCAGACGUCGAGAAGGGCGUUUCCGUCAGUCCCGUAGCUGGUGGUGAUGCUGCCUCCAAGGAGCUCGACGGCGCCAACGCUGCCGUUGGCAGUAUCUCCACGACGCAUACAGCCACAGCUGAAGGGGACUUCCUCAUAGUCGAAUUCGAGAAGAACGAUCCCCGUGCACCAGCAAACUUUUCAUACUCCAAGAAAUGGUCCAUCACCUUGAUCUCGGUGCUGUUCACCGCCAUUGUCUCUGCCUCCUCGUCUGACUACUCUUUCGGCUAUGACAGCAUGAUACCAGAGCUGCAAUGCACGCAGAUGCAAGCAACGCUCGGCCUGAGCAUGUUCACGCUCGGCUUCGCCGUCAUCCCAUUGGUGUCGUCCCCGUUCAGCGAAGAGGUCGGGCGCAAACCCGUGUACCUCGUAUCUGCGACUGGGUUCGUGUUGUCGCAGGUGAUGAUUGCUCUUGCGCCCAACAUCGCCGUUGUCAUCGUGGGCCGGUUCCUCAAUGGUGCUUUUGGAUCCACGGGUGCCAUCCUCGUCGGAGGGACGAUCGCGGACAUCUGGGAGCCUGCUCAGCGUGGUCUCCCGAUGUCGCUCUAUAGUCUCAUCGCACUCUUUGUCACCGCGGGCGGGCCGAUCUUCGCCGGCUGGGUGGACAUGAACCGCCACAUGCAGUGGCGCUGGAUCGCGUGGCUUAACGGCAUAUUCGGCGGCGCGUACGUGCUCCUUGCACUCGCAAUCACCACGGAGACGCGUGCGUCGAUCAUCCUCGCACGCAUGGCAAAGGAUAAGCGCAAAGAGACGGGAGACGAACGGUACCGUUCACGCUCUGAACUGGAAACACCUGGGUUCUGGACCUUGAUCUGGAUCUCGUGUACACGGCCGUUGUAUUUGCUGUUCACCGAACCGGUCGUGUUCUUCUUCAGUCUCUGGAUCGGUUUCGCUUCCAUCGGCUCGCUCUUCAGCUCGGUCUAUGGCUUCUCUACCGGAGAAAGUGGCUCUGUGUUCACCGCCCUCUGCAUCGGCUCUCUUUUGGGCUGCUCCCUCAACUACUAUCAAGAGACCAUCUACCGCCGCAAGUACGCCUCCCGCGGCCCCGAAGCGCGCUUGUACGUCGCACUGGGCGCGGCCCUGCUCUUCCCGGUAGGGAUGUACAUCUACGCGUGGACCGCGUUCCCGCACGUCACAUGGGUAGCGCCCUGCGUCGGGCUCGCGGUGUUCAUGUGUGCGACGUACGUGAUCUACCAGACGGUGUUCAUUUACCUCGCAGAUUGUUAUGGACAGUGGUCGAGCUCGGCGCUGGCGGGGCAGAGCCUGUUCCGGAACAUCAUGGGCAUGAUCUUCCCUUUGUUCACGACGCAGAUGUACAAUAAUCUGUCGUACAAGUGGGCAAACACGUUGUUUGCGAUCAUCGCGACCAUUAUGAUUCCUAUACCCUGGGUCCUGUUCUUUUACGGGUCGCGGAUUAGAGCAAAGAGCAAGAUCUCGCAGGAGAUCACCGCUGAUGAAGCCAAGAAGUGA
Coniophora puteana RWD-64-598 SS2 is the source of this 1512-nucleotide messenger RNA. RefSeq names its product MFS general substrate transporter. The transcript has 12 exons. Gene Ontology annotation, molecular function: transmembrane transporter activity. Bases 1 to 1512 code for a protein of 503 amino acids. Gene Ontology annotation, cellular component: membrane. The record is from RefSeq and is a predicted model, not a curated record. NCBI's taxonomy places the organism in Eukaryota, Fungi, Basidiomycota, Agaricomycetes, Boletales, Coniophoraceae. Gene Ontology annotation, biological process: transmembrane transport.